Messenger RNA from Cricetulus griseus (Chinese hamster), 621 nucleotides. The record is from RefSeq and is a predicted model, not a curated record. NCBI's taxonomy places the organism in Eukaryota, Metazoa, Chordata, Mammalia, Rodentia, Cricetidae.
AUGUCCUGCCAGCAGAGCCAGCAGCAGUGCCAGCCACCUCCCAAGUGCCCUCCCAAGUGCCAGACACCAAAGUGCCCUCCCAAAUGCCAGACACCAAAGUGUCCUCCAAAGUGCCCCCCAAAGUGUCCUCCUAAGUGCCCCCCUGUGUCAUCGUGCUGCAGCCUGGGGUCUGGUGGCUGCUGUGGCUCCUGCCAGCAGAGCCAGCAGCAGUGCCAGCCCCCUCCCAAGUGCCCUCCUAAGUGCCAGACACCAAAGUGUCCUCCCAAGUGCCAGACACCAAAGUGUCCUCCAAAGUGCCCCCCUAAGUGUCCUCCUAAGUGCCCCCCUGUGUCAUCCUGCUGCAGCUUAGGGUCUGGUGGUUGUGGUUCCAGCUCUGGGGGCUGCUGUGGUUCCAGCUCCGGAGGCUGCUGCAGCUCUGGGGGUGGUGGCUGCUGCCUGAGCCACCACAGGCCUCGCAGAUCUCUUCGUCGCCAUCGUCACAGCUCUGGAUGCUGUAGCAGUGGUGGCAGCAGUGGCUGCGGUGGCAGCAGUGGUGGCAGCAGCUGUGGCAGCAGUGGCUGUUGUGGCAGCAGUGGUGGCAGCAGCUGUGGCAGUAGCCAACAGUCUGGUGGCUGUUGCUAA